Molecule: messenger RNA, 1048 nt
Organism: Tarenaya hassleriana
Lineage: Eukaryota; Viridiplantae; Streptophyta; Magnoliopsida; Brassicales; Cleomaceae
Exons: 2
Coding region: 132-704 (190 amino acids)
Source: RefSeq, a predicted model, not a curated record
UAUAUAAAUACCCAUUUUAUCCAACAUUUCAUUUCUUUGCAAGAAAGCCCCCAACCAAACAAAAAAACAAAAGGUACAGAGUGCCGAACAAAAGAUCUCUUUCUUUCUUCAUUCAUUCAUUCGUUCAUCCAAUGCCGCCAUUGAGAAUCAACAAGAAGCUAAAACCAGCCAAAAGGGCAUGGAAAAGCUUCACAGAAAUGCUCAAAUCCAAAUUCAGAGACCUUGAAAUCGCUAAAUCGAUCAGAGACUCCACUUCUCGGGUCCUCGAGUUCCUCUCUCGCCGUCUCGUCCUUCCGUUCAAGACAAGGUACCUCAAGAACACCAGUUCCCGAACGCACAGAUAUAGGUACAAGUACAACGAUAACAGCUACAGGUACAUGCAAAUCCAGCAAUACCAAAGGCAACCGGGCAGAGAUUGUUCGGAUUCGUGCGUGGCGGAUAGAUUCUACAAGGGGGGAGAGGGGGUGAGAAAGAGAAAGGAGAAAGUUGAGGGGCGAAAAGAGGAAAAAGGGGAAGAAGAGGGGGAGGGGGAGGAGACAGUUGAUUCAAUGGAAGAAGCGUGGAGAAGAGUGGUGGCUGCUUCUCCGCAUCUGAGAGUGGACGAGAGGGCUGAGGAAUUCAUCUGUAGGUUCCGGGAAGAGAUUCGGAUCGACAAGGAGAGAUCUUUUCUUGAGUUCCAAGAAAGGUUGAAACGAAGUGCUUGAUUCUUCUUCUUCUUCUUCCCCAUUACUCUUGUGUGUGUGUUUGUGAUUUUUUUUUUUCCUUUCUGAAAAAAAAAGAAUGGGGGAUUUGAUUUGAUGAUAUGUGGGUGGGAAAUGUAAAGAAAGGUGUGAUUUUUAGACCCAAAUUCAGAGACAAAAACUAAUUACAACUAUACAUUUUCAUCUUCUUCUGUCGAGAAAUUUGAUUAAAGAACAUUUUUCUUUCAGAUAUUCAUAUAAAGUUUCUUCCUUUUCGGGGUUUGAAAGGAAAAGAAAAAGAGGGUGUUCGGGCAUUGCUGAGAAUUGACACGAUUGAGUGAGAUUCAAUGCAAAAAAAAAAAAAAAAA